Populus trichocarpa (black cottonwood) is the source of this 730-nucleotide messenger RNA. RefSeq names its product dynein light chain 1, cytoplasmic. Gene Ontology annotation, molecular function: dynein intermediate chain binding; dynein light intermediate chain binding. The transcript is spliced from 2 exons. The coding region runs from base 240 to 524 and encodes 94 amino acids. Lineage: Eukaryota; Viridiplantae; Streptophyta; Magnoliopsida; Malpighiales; Salicaceae. The record is from RefSeq and is a predicted model, not a curated record. Gene Ontology annotation, biological process: microtubule-based process. Gene Ontology annotation, cellular component: dynein complex.
UUUGAAAAGGUCCUUAAAAUGUUGGAGUUUGUGCUUAUUCAACUUUACACUUGGAAAAUGAAGAGGUCUUCGGGCUGUCCUUGAAAGACUGGAGUUCUCCCACACGACUGUGAGGUUCGAGAGAAAUCCUUUUUAAUUACUAGUACUGGGGUUUUAGCUCUUUAGAUAAGAACCAGCUGUCUGGAUGCUAGACACUACUGCGUAUCUCAACUGAGUUUUCUUUUCUUUGAGUGAGAAAUAUGUUGGAAGGAAAAGCACUAAUAGAAGACACAGACAUGCCUUUGAAGAUGCAAAUCCAAGCCAUGGCUUCUGCUUCUCAGGCCUUGGACCUCUAUGAUGUCCUGGAUUGCAAAUCCGUUGCUUCCCACAUCAAAAAGGAGUUUGACCUGAGAUAUGGAGGUGGAUGGCAAUGUGUGGUGGGAUCAAAUUUUGGUUGUUUUUUCACUCAUUCUAAAGGGACUUUCAUCUACUUUACAUUGGAGACACUCAAUUUCCUAAUCUUCAAAGGAGCUUCUUCUCCCUGAUUAGAUCAAGUCUCUGCAUUUGAUUGUCUAGAAAGUUCCAGAGGUGCAAGUGGGAGGAAAAAGUGGCACCAUGUAUAGAAUAGGAGGAUCGAAAAGGAACAAAAGAAGAGGUCACAUGGGGGUAUUUAGCCUUGUAAUGCUUUCGAGGGGCGGUUGAAAUGAUCUUUUUAUGUAAAUAUGGCAGCUAGUUAUCUUGGUGUUUUUCA